CUCCUUCUCUAUCGCUGCCAUUGCGCCGUCCGCACCACCUUCACCAAUACCACCACUGUCUCUCUCAACGUCCUGCGCUGCACUGUCUCCACUUCCUUCUGUGACUUUGCAUCGAAAACGAAACAUCACGCAGACCACAUCGUGUGGUGGAAAGUUACCAGUCGCAUCUGUGCUAUCGCCAGCUCCAUCGACACCGAUAUUCGAAUGCCCGUCUAGUCCUUCCAUCCCGCUGCUGGCCAGCGCCGUCGUCCCGUCCGCCUCUCUCUCACCAUGGCACCUCGAAAUCCGUGCUCUUUCCUGCCCCGCCGACUGCAGGUCGUCGUGACACUUGCCAUCGUGCUGGUGCUCAGUAUCGUCUAUCUGGGCAACUCCAAUGCAGACGAUUACGAUCAUCUGGUGCAGAAGUUGCCCUACGGUCCGAAGCUGGAAGAGGGCGUGCACAAGGCUGUGGCAGGCUCUCAGCAUAUCGUCGACCAUAUUCCUCUGCUGGGCACACCUGCUCACACCCCGCCUCCUGAGCAAGCCAACAGCAGUAGCGGCGAUACGAGAUGGUAUAGCGAUUGGAAGUGGAAGAACCCUUUCAGCAGCAGCGUAGUUUAUGACGAACAGCGGGCCGUGCUACCCCCCUUGCAGGAGCGUGCGCCAAUCUAUACAUAUUACGACAAGCGUGAGUCGGACGACAAGAGGAAGAAGGCCGAACAGCAGCUUGUGCAGAUAUGGAGGAAAGCGUGGUGGGCGAAGGGCUUCCGACCUGUUGUGCUCAGCAGAUCCGACGCCAUGCACAAUCCACUCUUCCGCAAUGUGCAAGGCCUGCAGCUGGAAAAGUCCUUUGAGCAGGAAAUCAUGAGAUGGCUCGCUUGGAGCAGCAUGAGGGGAGGCAUCCUGGCGAAUUACAUGGCGCUGCCCAUGGGUCCCUAUGACGACCCCUUGCUAUCUUUCCUGCGGCGCGGAGAAUACCCCAAGCUUACGCGCUACGAAGGCUUGGAGAAUGGCUUGUUCGUGGGCACUGCAGAGCAAAUUGACGCUGCUCUCAAGGAAGCACUUCGCUCCUCAGCAAUCAAACGAGUCAAGUUCAUGGACGAGGCGCUUCCGGAUGAUAUUAUGACGGUAGACCCAAAGCACGAUGGCAUCGCUUUUUACAGCAACACAACCAUCACCACCAAGUACGAACUAAUUGCAGAGAAGUUGAACGAUCCCAAGACUGUGGGCGAUGGGUUUGCCAUGUUGCCUGUCUUGAUUAACAGCCAUCUUCACUUGACCUGGCAAAACAUCUUCUCCAGAGGCAUCGCUGUGGUCAAGCCUUUGCCGGAGCAUACUUCAGCGCUUGUCGAGCCGGCAAUUGACAUCGCACGCAACCUCUCGCAGUGCGCCGUUUCUCCAAUCCCGGCCUCCUGCCCACCAAAUCGGCCUCGCUGCAAACCCUGCGUUUCCAACAACGUGCCAAUAACAGCAUCUGUAUACUUUCGAAAUGAUAGCGAUCUGUUUCAGGUCGGAACUGUACCGCACCCGUUGACCACACAGACUCUCGUCAAGCAGAACGAUGAUUGGAACGUCUCCUCAAUUAGACGAUCUACGGCAAGAGACGUGUGGAUUUUGGCUGCUACAAAGCUGGUUUUGGGCACAGGCAUCUCUUCGUUUGCUCGCUUGCCAGCCAUGAAGGACACCGUCGCCUCUGAGUUGGGUAGCUUUCGCACUCUGUGGCUCUCGGCCGAGGAUCCGCCUCUCAAGGACAACGAACACGACCGAGACGAGCUGGAUUGGAUUUUUGGAUUCCAGUUGCCUCGAGAGCCUCUUGCUGACGGCAAGAGCGAGACGCCGGUGCCUGGACCAGAGAGACGGCCACCUGCGCCUAAGCCGGAGUACGGAGAUGGCCCGAUCCCGUCAGAGGAAGACUUGCGACGAGAAGCUACACUUCUGGAGUCGUGCAAAUUGCAGCUGCACAGCGGGGAAAAGGCUGGUGGAGGAUCGGCUGCAGUAAACAAGCGGACGAUAGAAGCAUGGAAUCUGGCAGACACCGAGAUAUGGAAGUUUGUUCGUGCGUGGAAUGCCCGACGGCACAUGGAAAGAACAACUUGGCAGAAGGAGGAAUCAUCUUUCCAAGGCCAAGGCGUUUUCGAUCGAUGGAAAGACAAGAUAAGUUAAGCUAGACAGCCGGGCAGGAACUGGCACCAGUUUCACUUCCACCUUCCUUGAGCCAGAGUG
Cercospora beticola is the source of this 2202-nucleotide messenger RNA. RefSeq lists its product as uncharacterized. Lineage: Eukaryota; Fungi; Ascomycota; Dothideomycetes; Mycosphaerellales; Mycosphaerellaceae. The record is from RefSeq and is a predicted model, not a curated record.